Molecule: messenger RNA, 6069 nt
Organism: Coffea arabica (coffee)
Lineage: Eukaryota; Viridiplantae; Streptophyta; Magnoliopsida; Gentianales; Rubiaceae
Product: protein NETWORKED 1D-like
Cellular component (GO): plasma membrane
Molecular function (GO): actin filament binding
Source: RefSeq, a predicted model, not a curated record
AAAAGAAAAAAAAUGCCAACGGCAGCAGUAGCACUAAGGCUGCGUAAAAGCAAAAGACACUACUCUAAAGAGAGAAACAGAGAUCUACCAGCGAAGCAAAGCCAUGGGAUGAUAGAGAGAGAGUGUGUGUGUGUGUGUGAGAAAACGAAAGCUAUUGAGCUCUUUAUCCCACGGGAGCUACUUUUAUUGAUUUUCCAUCCAAUUUUCAUUAUCUGCUUUUCCUUUUCCGGGAUUAUACAAUAGUUUACUGAAAGCCCAGACCGCAGUUUUUGGUACCUGUACAGUUUUGGGGAGUUGAGGUCUGUUAAUCAGGUUUAAUCUAAGUGUAUCCAAGGCAACAGAGAGCAAUUUCUGCUACCUGCUUAGUUUUUGGGACUUGAAUUUCAUUCAUCAGAUUAUCGAUUUUCAGUGCAAGACUAGAUAAAAUAGACAAGGAGGGUCAGGUAGGAAAAUCCAAUUCUGAGCAUCACUGCUGAAUUGGCACGAACUCUCUGGUGGACAAACACUUUGGGUGGUUACAACAGAAUUCUGUGGCAUUAGUUGGAACCAUGGCUACCAUUUCGCACACGAAUUCUAGACGGAUGUACUCUUGGUGGUGGGACAGUCAUAUUAGCCCCAAAAAUUCCAAAUGGCUUCAGGAAAAUCUUACUGAUAUGGAUGCCAAAGUCAAAUCAAUGAUAAAGCUCAUAGAAGAAGAUGCUGAUUCCUUUGCAAAGAGGGCAGAGAUGUAUUAUAAGAAACGUCCAGAGCUCAUGAAAUUGGUAGAAGAGUUCUACCGUGCGUAUCGUGCACUGGCUGAAAGAUAUGAUCACGCAACUGGAGUAAUUCGUCAUGCCCACCGGACUAUGGCAGAAGCUUUUCCUAACCAAGUUUCCCUUAUGCUUGAUGACUCACCUGCAAAUUCUGCUUCUGGGCCUGAUCAUCAAACACCUGAGAUGUCCACCCCUGUACGGGUGUUCUUUGAGCCUGACGAAUUGCAAAAUGAGGCACUUGGGCUGUCAGCUUUGCAUUCCAAUGGUGCUAAGAGGAAUGGCACAUUAACCGAAGAUGGCAGGGUGAGAAAGAGCCUCCAGUUUCAUGAGGCAGAGGAGAAAGAAAAAAAUGUACUAAGCAGUGAUAAACAAAGUCACAAUAGCCAACUGCUGUCUGAGCAGAAUCAAGUGCAUGAAUCUGAGGAGAUUCUAAGCUUGAAGAAAGCUCUUGUCAAAGUAGAAGAAGAGAAGGAAGCUGGCCUUAUGCAGUACCAGCAGAGUUUGGAGAAAUUGUCAAUGCUGGAAUAUGAAAUAGCACGUGCCCACGAAGAUUCCAAGGGACUCAGUGAACAAGCAAGCCAAGCUCAAGCCCAAGCUGCAACAUUGAAGGAAGCCCUCACUAAGUUAGAAACUGAAAAAGAGGCUAAUCUUUUGCAGUACCGCCAGUGCUUAGACAGGAUAUCUGAUCUGGAGAAAACCAUCUCUCGUGCCCAAGAGGAUGCUGAGGAACAUAAUCAGAGAGUUUAUAAGGCUGAAACUGAAGCUCAAUCACUUAAAGAUGAACUCACGAAGGUGUCUGCUGAAAAAGAUGCUGCACUUGACCAGUACAUGAGUUCUCUGGAGAUGAUAUCAAACCUGGAGCACAAAUUACAAUGUACUGAAGAGGACAUCAGCAAGUUGAAGGAGCGGGCUGAGAAGGCUGAAAACGAGGUUGAAACACUGAAGCAAGCUAUUUCCAGGUUGACUCAGGAGAAGGAAGCUGCAGAGGUUCAGUAUCACCAGUGCUUGGAAACAAUUUCUAGUUUAGAGCGUAAUCUCUCUUCUGCUCAGGAGGAGGCUAAACGUCUGAACGUUGAGAUAGAGAAUGGAAUUGCCACCUUAAAGGGUGCUGAGGAGCAAUGCCUCCUUUUAGAAAGAUCAAAUCACUCUCUGCAGUCUGAGGUGGAAGUCUUGAUGCUCAAGAUGGGUAAUCAAAGUCAAGAACUUACAGAAAAGCAGAAGGAACUGGGAAGACUUUGGACUUGUAUACAAGAAGAGCGCUUGCGUUUUGUGGAGGCUGAAACUGCUUUCCAGACACUGCAGCAUUUGCAUGCCCAAGCACAGGAAGAACUUCGAUCUUUAUCCUCAGAGCUCCAGAAUAAGGUUCAAACUCUGAGGGAAAUGGAAACUCAUAAUAAGGGGUUGCAUGAAGAAGUUCUGAAGGUGAAGGAGGAGAAUAAAAGCCUCAAUGAGCUCAGAGUUUCUUCAGCAAUUACAAUAAAAGAUUUGCAGAAUGAAAUAUCUAGCUUAACUGAAACUAAAGGGGAACUCGAGGAAGAGGUUGAGCUUCGACUGGACCAAAGAAAUGCUCUUCAGCAAGAAAUCUACUGUCUAAAAGAAGAACUAAAUGACUUCAAUAAAAAACACUCGUCCAUCAUGGAGCAGGUACGUGCAGUAGGACUGAAUGCAGAUUCAUUUGGAACAUCAGUGAAGGAAUUGCAGGACGAGAACUCAAAUCUGAAAGACUCCUGCCAGAGGGAAAGCAGUGAGAAGUUAGCUCUUUUGGAAAAACUGGAAAUUCUGGAACAGCUCCUUGAGAAAAAUUCCAUUUUGGAGAAUUCUCUAGCAGAUUUAAAUGCUGAACUGGAAGCUGUUAGGCACAAGAUAACAGCUCUAGAAGGAUCUUGCCAAUCUCUUUUGGAGGAGAAAUCAGCUCUUCUUGAUGACAAGGCAUCAUUACAAGCUCAGCUGCAGGAUGCAAAUCAAAGUUUGGAAAAUCUAUCAGAGAAGAACACUUUUCUAGAGAAUUCCCUGUCUGAUGCUCUUGAUGAACUUCAAGGGUUGAAGACAAAAUCAAGGAGCUUAGAAGAGUCCUGCCAGUUGCUAGUUGAUGAGAAGGCUAGAGUUGUCGCUGAAAAGGAUGUUUUGACUUCUCAACUUGAAAGCACCAAAAUGAGACUAGACGACCUAGAGAGAAGAUAUUUAGACCUGGGAGAACAGUACUCAGAUCUGGAGAAGGAGAAAGAAUCAUCAGAUUGUAAGAUACAAGAAUUACAGAUUUCUUUGGAUGUACAAAAGCAAGAACAUGCUAGUUUCACCCAUACAAGGGAGAUGCAGUUGGCUUGUUUGGAAAGUGACAGGAGUCUCUUGCAAGAGGAGAUAAAUUCCAGUAAGAGAGAAUUCAACAAGGAGCUGGAUAACUCCUUUCAUUCCCACAUUGAAGUCUUUAUCUUAAGAAAAUGUGCUCGGGACCUAGAAGAAAAAAAUUUCUACCUGUCAGCCAAGAAUCAGAAACUCUUUGAGACAUCUAUAUCAUUGGAGAAGAUGCUUUAUGAGUUAAAGAAAGAUAAUCUUAGUCAAAAAGCUAAGAUUAUCUCCUUGUCUGAUGAAGGCAGCACUCUGAGGAAGGGGAUAUUCCAGUUGCUCAAGGCUCUUGACAUUGUUCCAAUCCAUGAUAAUAGCAAUAGGAGUGGGCAGGACCAAACUUUUCUGAAUCACAUUCUAAGCAAGCUUGAAGGUGCCAAAAAAUCUAUGUAUGAAACUGAAGAAGAAAAUCUGCGCCGGUCUGUAGAGUUGUCAGUUCUUGUUGCAAUGAUUGGACAACUAAGGAUUGAUGCACAAAAUCUUGAGUUGGAGAAAUGCAUCAAUGACCAGGAGUUGAGGAUCAGACAUGAGCAGCUGUUUGCUUUGCAGAAUGAGGCCCUCAAGCUGCAUGAGAUGAAUGAAGAACUAAGAACACAACUAAUAGAGGGAGAUCACAAACAGGAAUCCUUACUAACUAAAGUUUCAGAUUUGCAGAAGAAGUUGCAGGAUUUACGAGGGUCUUACCUUGAUUUGCAGAGUGAAAAUUCAAAAACUUGCGAGGAGAAAGGAUCCUUAACAAAGGAGUUCUUAUUGCUGGGGGAAAAAAAUGGUACACUGGAAGAGGAAAACUCUGUUGUCUUCAGGGAAAUGCUAUAUCUGGGUCACCUUUCUUCCUUCUUCAGGAGCUGUGUGGAUGAAAAGUCUUUGGAAAUAAGAGCACUGGCUGAAGAACUAGAUGAAGUAAAUAAUGAUAAUGAUGAUCUUAGGAAAAGAUUGAACUUAAUGGAGAGGAAAUUGGGUGAGGUUUUAAUUCAGAAGGAAAUAGAACUACAGCAACUACAUGAAGAUCAUCAAAAGACAAAAGUUAGAGAGGAAACUCUGCUCUCUGAGCUCGAAAUGGCAAGGGAUGAUAUUGAAACGUGGGAGGCAUAUGCUUCAGAUUUGUUUGUUGAACUAGAGGCUUCCAAGCUCUACCAAAUUCUUUAUGAAGAGACGCUUCAUCAGCUCACUGAAGCAUGCGAGACUCUUAAAAAUGAAAGCACUACCAAAGAUGCUGAUAUCAAGCUUCUGAGAGAAAGAGCAAAUUUGUUGGCAAGUCAAAAUGAAGGUCUAAAUGUUCAGCUGAGUGCUUAUGGCCCCGCUAUUACUUCAUUAAGUGAAUGCAUAUCAUCCCUAGUCAAGCGCACCUGUUUGCAUGGACAGCUUGAGAUACCUCAAUAUGAAGAGCAAAAGGAUGCUGAAGUGCUAGAUCAUGUAUGUGAAAAUGGAGGCAACGACAUUGAGGAAGUAGUGGCUGAUCCAAUUUCAGCUUUACAGGAUCUCCACUGGAGGAUUCAAUCUAUUGAGAAGGCAGUUACUCAGAGAGAACAUCUCCUGAAGCAGGAAAACCAAAGCGUGCAUUCAGAGCUUGAGACUGCUAAGAAACAGAUUGCAGAGUUAAAAUCUGAGAGCAAUCAGCGUAGGAGAAACUCUAAGCCAACCUCUGAAUGGUCUGAGAUGGACAAUGGGCUUUUGACAAAAGAUAUUAUGCUUGACCAGAUAUCUGAAUUUUCACCUUAUCAAAUCAGUAGGAGAGAACAGGGUGAUGCUGAGGUGCAAAACAUUGAGUCAUGGGAAACAGUUGAUCAUGAUGGCAGUAUUGAUCUUACUGUAGGCAAGUCCAAUAAGAUGGUGAACCCAUCGACUGAGAAAAUUACCAAUCUCCAUCGGGUUAAAUCAGCAAAGAAACAGAAGAAUGAACUACCUAUUUCAGAUAUUCUUAUUGAAAAGGAGCUGGGAGUGGACAAGUUGGAAUUUUCAAAGAGAUCUACAGAGCCUCUUCAGGAAGGGAACAGGAGGAAGGUAUUGGAAAGGCUUAAUUCUGAUGUCCAGAAAUUGACAAAUCUUCAAAUUACAGUGCAAGACUUGAAGAGGAAGCUUCAGAUCAUUGAGAAGAGCAGAAAGGGAAAAGCUAUAGAUGAAUGUGAUAUUUUAAAGGAGCAGCUGGAAGAAGCAGAGACAGCGAUCUUGAAGUUAUUUGAUCUUAAUGGCAAACUAAUGAAAAAUAUGGAAGGUACGCCCUUAUCUUCUCAUGCAAAGUCUUCUUCAAUGGAGUCUGAAGAAAGUGGAAGUGGAAGGAAGAGGAAAACUUCAGAACAGGCACGAAGAAUAUCCGAGAGAAUUGGGCGAUUGCAGUUGGAGGUGCAGAAGAUACAGUUUGUUUUACUAAAGCUGGAUGAUGAAAAAGAUAGCAGCAAAGGCAAAAGUAAAAUUUCCGAGAUGAAAAGAAGAGUUCUGCUCAGAGACUAUCUGUAUGGUUAUGGAGUAGUAAGAUCGAACCACAGGCGAAAGAAAGCACCCUUUUGUGCAUGCGUCCGGCCACGGACGGAAGGAGACUGAAGCAUUUCCCUCGUUGCAUCAUCACGCUGGUUAAUGAUCCUGUAUACUUUCUGUUCACUCAGUUAACCACCAGUCAAAUUUUAAAGCUACAUGUUUUCUGGUGGUUAAAGAAAUCCUAUUAUCCUUUGUCUAGAUAAACUUCUGUAAAUCUUUGGUCCAUCUCAGAAAAUAAGCUGCAGCCUUCCUUGUAGUUAAAAAGUGUUUUUUCCCUAAGGUGACCUAUCGUGCCAUUCCUUUUUGGUGCCAUCUUCUCUGCUACAUCUUAUCGUUUCUGGUGGAUAAAGAAGAAGCUGUUACCUGCCCAUACUCGAGCAGAUGGCAGGUUACAAAACUGACUGUUACCAUCUCCCUUUUGUCAACUAAUCGGUGAUAUGUUUCUACUUCACUCGUUUACAUUUUCCUUAAUUUCAAGAUCCAACCUGGAAUUGAAAGAGCA